Messenger RNA from Vitis riparia (riverbank grape), 2423 nucleotides. RefSeq lists its product as uncharacterized. Gene Ontology annotation, molecular function: protein binding. The transcript has 13 exons. The coding region runs from base 118 to 2145 and encodes 675 amino acids. The record is from RefSeq and is a predicted model, not a curated record. NCBI's taxonomy places the organism in Eukaryota, Viridiplantae, Streptophyta, Magnoliopsida, Vitales, Vitaceae.
UCUCAGUAACGCUUCCUUCCCGCUCAUCUCUCACUCACUCACUCACUCACUCACUCACUCUCGCUAUUCUUUAUGCUUGCUGUUUUUCGUCUUCCUUGAACGGGAGAGAAAUUGAGCAUGAAGCGCAAGCGUGUGCUUAAGAAAGCUAAUCCAGCGAAUGUACCUUCAAUGGGUGCAAUUGUAAACCAAACUACUGAUGCUGCUUCAGAAGAUCAGAGGACAAACUAUGAGGAACAACCAAUACCUCCUGAUCCUGAUCCUCGGUACAACGAGGAAGAAUUAAAUGUUGCCUUGAUGGUGAUUAAGAAGAUUAUGAGUAAGGAUGGGACUGCGCCGUUCAAUGUUCCUGUCAACCCCAUUGUCCUGGGAGUAACUGAUUACUUUGAUGUCAUUGGUACACCAAUGGAUUUUGGGACAAUACUUUGCAAUCUUGAAAAUGGGGUCAAGUAUAUGAAUUCUGAGGAUGUAUUUAACGAUGCACGAUGCAUUUGGGAGAACUGCUAUAGAUAUAACAAGCCAGGUGAUCGCAUUUUGGAACUUGUGAAACAAGUGAAGGAGAAUUUCAUGAUGCUUUGGACUGCAGCUGGGUUGUACAGUGCAGAACCAAGAACAGAGUCUGGGGACAUGCCCUUACUGCCUUCCAAAGACAGUGGCAUGCAGCAGAUCAGAUGCUCUCCUAGGUGCCAAAUGGGCUCAAUAGCCAGCAGCAAACAGGAUCAAUCAUGCCACAGCCAAGCCCAAGCCAAUACCAAGCCCCAGUCUUGUAAGAGACUUAACUUGGCAGAACCAAGCUCCAGCGAGUCACAUCAGCUCCUCCCAAGUUCCAAUGAGACUCAAUCCUCCCACUCACAAACCGGUGCAGCCACCAACAGUUUAAGAGUCACACUUAAUUUGUCUCCUAGAGAUACUGGCAAGCAGAGCAGCAGGUGUUUGCAUGGGCUCCCAGAGGGCCCAAUGACCAACAACCAGCAGGAUCAAUUGGGCUCUAUCCAACCUCAUCUCCAGCAGGCCUUCCAGAGUUCUAGCUUUGAGCAUCCAAACUCUGAUCAUCCACACCAACUUCAGUCAUCGCAGUCGAGCUCUAGUGAGUACCAGCCCUUCCAUUCACAGUCUGACCAAGAAUCUGAUGGCUCAGGUCCCUCAAGCAGGCGAAGGGAAACUCCAGGCCAAGGUUCAUCAAUCACAAAGAGAAAGCCCCGAGUUCGAGGCCCCACAUUGUGUUUGGAUGUGUGGAACAUGCCUGAAGGUCAGCAUGUGGUUGUGGAGACAAAUGAGGUAGGGCAGCCUGAUGGUGAUUCUGCCUGUAAGUUGGGUAACUUUCUGGGUACCAUAGCCCGGGAUGGACACCUAGCACCCCUUACCUAUGCUGAUUGGAGGGCAGUGCCUCAAGCAGCCAAGGAUAAUAUGUUGCAACUUGCUAAGUCAAAGUUUGAGAUAAGUCCAAGGCUUGAAAACUGGGUGCUCAAGACCCUGGGUAAAAGAUGGAAGGACUGGAAGGCACAGUUAAAGGCCAAAUAUUUUAACAACAAGACUGAUGAUGAGCAUAUCGAGAUUGAUGACGAGCGGGUUCUCCCAGAGCAGCGGCCUAUCCUCCUUGCAUAUUGGCGCUCUGAAGAGAGUCAGAAACGCUCUGCAAUGAAUAAGGCUAAUCGUGCGAAACAAAGCAUUGGACAUACAGCAGGCACAAAAAGCUUUGCCCGAAUCAGGAAGGAGGAGCGAAACAAGAGGCCAGAUGGGGAUGAGCCCACGAGAGCUGAGCUCUUCAUUGUAACCCAUCUGCGCAAGGAUGGAACGCCAGUUGAUGAAACAUCAGCAAACAUUAUUACACAGCUUCAGGAACGUGCACAGACCAAUCCACAGCCUGUUUCACAUGAAAGAGUUCUCCACGACGACAUCUUCUCCCAAGUCAUGGGAAAAGAUGGCCAUGGCCGUGUCCGAACUUAUGGCUUAGGUCCAUGCCCAUCUGAUAUCUGGGGUCCAAGGCCCAGCCGGGCAGAAGCCAUAGCAAUCGCCUCGGAAGCUAAGAAGGCACUGAAUGAAGUAGCCAAAAUUAAGGAGAAGAUGGAGGCGGUGGAGAGUAAAUGUGCAGAAAUGGAGGUCCAAAUGGCUGAAAUGAAGUCAGCAUUGCAGAAAAGCCCAGUUUAGCUUGAUGACUUACAUAUAGAUACUGUCUUGAGCCUCAGAAAUAUAGCAUAAGGUAUAUAUGAUUAUACUAUCCUUCUGUGAGUAAAUUAGUAGAGAAGUUCCCCCAACCAUAAGUAUAGUUUUUUGGUUUCAGUUUCAUAAGUUAGUUUGUGUGAAUAUAUAGACUUAUGACAGAUUUUUGGAUUUCUACAAGCUCCCCCACCAAGUAAUGUCUACAUUGAAGUUAUAUUGAAUAUGCAAAUAUAGGUAAAUCUAUAGCUAUGUUUGGUUCAUGGAAA